UGAAGAUCAAGAAUGAACCAUAACACAUCUCACAGCGAUCAACGCAGGUAGGAAAUAGAGGUUUUGUUACAAAAAUGGGCAUACCGGGGACAGCUUUACGACAACUUAGUAAUGUAGUGCUGUUCAGUCUUAAUGUACUGAUAAAGCUUUGUGGAUGAAUGUUACUUUAGAUUUUUUAAUUAUGGGAGAAAAAAAAGAUUUGUUUUGAAACCUGUCAGACUUUCAUUUAUCUGUUGAUUAAAAGAUGUUUUUAGUCUUAAUGGUCUCAAUAAUGCUGGAAAGAACGUUAACACAAUAAUUUAACAGUGGGAGAAUGGUGCUCUGGUUAAUUUCUGAUAUCCGUAGAUAGAUUUGUCAGGUUUAAAUUAUUUUGUGUGUCUAUUUGAUAACAUACUCUACUCUAAUAGCUACAAAUAUGCUUUUCACAGACAUGUUACACCACAUGCUUUCGCUUUUGGUGGUUCUGCUGUUAGUAGAAGAUGCUUCAUUUGCAGCGGCUGCUUUACAUGAAAUAGUAAAUGAGGAGCUCACCAUCAAGGAUGCUGAGAUGACUGAGAACCUCACCAGGACAAACUUUGAACUUUUGGACAAACUGAGCAACAGGUCCAGAUAUGUUGCAAGGAGCUGCAAAGAGAUCAGAGACAGAUAUAAUGAACAUGAAGAUGGGUUGUACUUCCUGAAAACUGCUAAUGGCAUGGUCUAUCAGACUUUCUGUGACAUGACCACUGCGGGAGGCGGCUGGACGCUGGUGGCGAGCGUCCACGAGAACAGUAUUUAUGGAAGGUGCACGGUGGGCGACCGCUGGUCGAGCCAACAGGGCAACAAUGCUGAGCUGCCAGAUGGAGACGGGAACUGGGCCAACAGGAACACCUUUGGAGCAGCAGAGAGCGCCACCUCGGAUGAUUUUAAGAACCCAGGUUACUAUGAUAUAGUAGCAAAAGACAUGUCUGUGUGGCACGUUCCCAACAACUUCCCUCUGGAGCACUGGAACCUGGCCGCCAUCCUCCGCUACCACACCACCAACCGCUUCCUCCAGCUGUACGGAGGAAACCUCUUUGAGCUCUUCACGCAAUAUCCAGUGAGAUACAACGUUGGCUCGAGCAGCAACAGAGGGCCAGCUAUUCCCAUCGUGUACGACCAUGGAAACAUAGAGUCCACAAAAAUGUUAUAUGGACCCAAUCCAAGAGGAGAGUUUGAACCAGGUUUCAUCACAUUCAGAGCAAUAAACAAUGAACGUGCCGCCACGGCGAUCUGCUCCGGGGUCAAGCCCAUCCGCGGAUACAACACUGAACAUUACUGUAUAGGAGGAGGUGGAUAUUUCUACACUGACCAGUGCGGGGACUUCCCAUCAUUUGACUGGGACCGACUGGGAAGGGAGCAAGGCUGGAGCGCUUCCAAAGAGAUGACUGAGGCUGCUGUUUUACUGUUUUACCGCUGAGCGGACUACUUGCACAUGUAGCUUAUGACUAUGGCAUGUUGUAGUCAAAUAGAUUUCAGUUCAGGUGAAGUCAGGUUUAUUUGUGUAGCACUUUAUCACAGCAUCAGUCUUUAUAUUAAAGAGAAUGAGCCCUGUGCCUCUGCUUGUGUCCGUAAAGAACAGACCUAAUAUUACGUUAAACACUCAUUUGUAAUUAAGCCACACACCAGUAGAUGGCGGUAUUGAACUGCAUAUUAAAAUAAACCAUUAACAUUGUG
Sebastes umbrosus (honeycomb rockfish) is the source of this 1695-nucleotide messenger RNA. RefSeq names its product intelectin-like. Bases 416 to 1438 code for a protein of 340 amino acids. NCBI's taxonomy places the organism in Eukaryota, Metazoa, Chordata, Actinopteri, Perciformes, Sebastidae. The record is from RefSeq and is a predicted model, not a curated record. The transcript has 7 exons. Gene Ontology annotation, molecular function: oligosaccharide binding.